Molecule: messenger RNA, 3010 nt
Organism: Durio zibethinus
Lineage: Eukaryota; Viridiplantae; Streptophyta; Magnoliopsida; Malvales; Malvaceae
Product: Chaperone DnaJ-domain superfamily protein
Biological process (GO): clathrin-dependent endocytosis; clathrin coat disassembly
Cellular component (GO): intracellular membrane-bounded organelle; cytoplasm; vesicle
Molecular function (GO): clathrin binding
Source: RefSeq, a predicted model, not a curated record
UUUACGCGCACAGAAACAGAAGGAAAGAGAGAGAAAAGACCGAGUUUUCUCUGUUUCUUCUGGUCUUCGUCUCCCACGAAAUUCUCUUCCGCUUUUUCCAAUUCGCCCUGGAAAAUUUCCUAUCCCUCAACCAAAUCCUCCCAUUAUUUUUUCAUCAUCAUUUUCUAAUUUCCUUUCUUACCCGCUUCUCAUUUAUAUCUCUCUCUCAGCUCAAGUUUCCUUUCUUCAUAGAUCUAUUAUAAUUCAUAUCUGGAAAACACUCAUUUAUUUGAUUUGCUUAAAACACCGAUCUCAUUUGUCUUUUCUAAUAGAGUGAGAAUUAUGGACGAUUUUGGUGUUUUAACAGAGCGUUACGGUUUAAAACCUCAAGGAAAAUCGGCUCCAAUGUCUCAAGCCAAACGAUCCACCGCCACCACCACCACCACAGCCACCGCCGCCGCAACCACCAACCGAAGUUUUGGGUUCGAUUCAGGUUUGACCCGAAACUCCGCGUCAUUUUCUUCAAAAUCUUCAUUAAAUUCGAGUGCUAGUAACGGCUCUUUGCUUGAUGAUCACGACUUCUUUCCCAAGCAAAACUCGCAAAAUUCUUUUGGUUUUGGCGACGAUUAUGGUUUCGAGUUUGGUGGUUUUCAAAACCCUACAACCAAGCAAUCGAAUAUGAGUAAUAAUAGUAGUAAUGGAUCUUCAUUUGAUUUGGCUUCAAUAUUGUUGAAUUCGGGUCCAAAAUAUUCGUGUUCGAAUUCAUAUGUUGUUGAUGAUUUAUUUGGAGGAAUGCCUGGCUCACAAAAUGCAAGUAAUGAUGAUGAUUUUGAGUUUUUUGCCUCGUCCACGAAGCAAAAGGGUUCUGUUGGUGACUUGCUGGGUGAUUUUAGUGGUGUGGCGGCGAAAUUGAAGAGUUCUAGCGGGAAUGGUUCGUUGGAUUUGGGGAAAAAUGAGGCUGGUUUUGAUGAUUUGAUACCCGGGUUCGGUGGAAGCAGUCCUCCAGUUAAUAGGACUAAUGUUAAGGCAACCAAAUCAACCUUCAAAUCAGCAGAGGAGCCUUUUGUGGUAUUAGAGUCGAAUUCAGGCUCAGAAUAUAAUUCCUCAGAAGCCCCCACUGAGCCACUGGAAGAAUUCACUAUGUUCAAUCAAUCUGGAGGAGCAAAACCUCGUGGUUCUUCAAAUGAUUCCCCAUCAUUGAGGCCUCCUCCAAAACCAGCACAAGUUUUGAAGCCAGUAAAGAGUUCAGGUGCAUCUCCAAUUGAUGAACUUGAGGACUUUGCUAUGGGGAGAGUGCAUAAUAAGGCUAGUAGAUCUAAAGAAGCUGAAGAUGCCACAAAAAAGAGUCAACAGAAUAAAAAAGAUGAUCUGGAAUCCUUUUUUGGUGUGAGUUCCAGAUCAAAUAGUGCACCAAAGUCAAGGGAAUCAACUGUGGAUCCUAUAUUUGGUGCAAACAUACACAACAGACAGCAAAAGACAUCUGCUGGGCCAUCAUCCACUGGAAAGAAGGCUUCUUCUCCUUCUAUGACAAAUGGAAUAGAUGACCUUUCUUUUAUUUUUGGAGCUGCCCCAAUGUUUGGAGAAUUUGAGGAAGUUAAAGGCGAAAGUGAAGAAAGACGAAGAGCCAGAUUGGGACGUCAUCAGAGGACCCAGGAUCGAGUGGCAAGAGCAGUUGCUAAUAUGAACCAGCAGGAAAGGCAAACACAGAAUGAGCAAGAAGAGAGGCGUAGGAUUGCUGAAGCUAUGGAUUUUGAGAUAAAACGCUGGGCUGCAGGGAAGGAAGGCAAUAUGCGUGCACUUCUAUCAUCAUUGCAACAGGUGCUUUGGUCUGAAUGUGGUUGGGAGCCAGUUUCACUGACUGAUCUAAUAACCUCUGGCUCUGUUAAAAAAGUUUAUAGAAGGGCCACAUUAUGUGUCCAUCCUGACAAGGUUCAGCAGAAAGGUGCCACUCUUGAACAGAAAUAUAUUGCUGAAAAGGUUUUCGAUAUUCUCAAGGAAGCUUGGAACAAGUUCAACAAGGAAGAACUUUCUUAAAACCUGGAAGGUAGUUCAUUUGAAGAAUCAAGCCAUUUAUUUGGUAAUCAUAGUAAAGUUUCGUUUCAGAGCAAAAUAUUCAAGAACAGUCCCAGCAGUGUUAUGGUUUUGCGAAGAUGAUGCCGUUCAAACAGUGCUUCAUUGGUUAGGGAACUUCUGUUGUUGAAAGCUAUGAGGCGCUUCGUAAGGAGUAAAAUUUUUCAUGUAUGACUCAAAUUAAUACAUCUUCAGCAAGUAGAUUUCACGAUGUUUACUGAACCUGCACUGUGCCUGUAUAUUUUAUUUAUUUUUGCUAUAAUUUUUUCUUCUCUAGUUGAUUUUUUUUUUUUUGGGCUUGGAUGGUUAUAAUUCCACUUUUAUCAGUUUCAUUGAUUGUUUUCCUGUAAGUAAGAGCCCACGCUGAAUUUAAGUGGAUAUAUUAGUGGGUUUUUUUUUUUUUGUCCUCUGUGAGCCUUCAAUUUGUUUAUUGCUGUCUCAUUUAAGUGGAUGCCACCUUAUUCAUCUUGUGGAAUAUAUAAAUUGAUGUUGUUAUCUGCCAAAUUAUAACAGAGUUUAAAGGCACGGUAUUGUUAUUGACCAUGCUCAUUAGCUAGUAUUUCUUGCAUCAAAAUUAACUUGAUAGGACUACAAAGUUGAACGUGGUUGGUACAAUUGGAGCCUUGGAGGUUAGUUGCACAAGUAAAUGAAAAUUGACCAAAGGAUACCUUGACCUGUAAAUUAGUGGCAAAGGACUGGUCAUUGUAGUUCUAAUCGGAAUGCUUGUUUUAAUUCAAAAUUUUAGUGUAUACACUUCAUUCUACUUAAAGAUGAUGAAAUUGUCAGUAGCAAAUUACGAAGUGGGUUAUUGAACAGCUGGAAAAAGCCCGGGCCCGCUUACGGAAAGUGGAAAUGGAGGCAGAUCGGUUUCGAGUGAAUGGAUACUCUGAGAUAGAACGAGACAAAUUGAAUUUGAUUAAUUCAACUUAUAAGAUUUUGGAACAAUUAAAAAAUUACAAAA